CUGGAGGAACUGCAUGGAUUCAGAAUUUGAAUUGAUGAAAACCAGUAACUACGUUGAACCAAUCCUCAUCUUUACAGAAUACUGGACUCUCUGGAUCUUCAGAUAAAUAUGGGGUGAAACCUAGCUUUCUCGAUAUAACGAGAUUAUGUGAAACCGUGAACUAUGAUGGUGAGUAAUGGCUGAUCCAACCCUACUCUUGAUCCUGGUUGUACUGUUAGCCAGGGGCGGAGCUGAACCUCCGUCCCAGUACUGUGGACGGAAUACUCCGCUACAGACCCAGUACUUUUCAUCCUUUCUUCAGGAGGAGCAACAUGCAAUAGGGUGUGUUGGGGCUCCUGCUAAGGAUGGAUUUACUCAUGUAAUAAGACUGAAUACUCCGGGAGACCAAGUUCAUCUGCAAAUAUCAGGAACUCUCGGAGACAAUGUAUCUCUCGUCCUGGAUUCUGGUAAACCGACCACCUGGAGACUUGAAACUAAACUUAGUAUCGUGAAUAUUCUUGUAUCCCUGAAGUCCCACGUGGUUCUUAAAGAUGGAGGAGUUCCAUCUACCAGUUCCUUCCUGGACUCACCAGGGAAAUAUAAUACCUCGCUGAUCACCUCCUACACUACUAUAGACAAAGCUAAUAAAAUAGUUAUUCAACUACCUCAAAAUCUGCCGACUCAACCCUGUGACCUGAAUCUGAACUCUGAUAGUCCUGCUGUCAGAGCAUACACCACCACCCGUAUCCUGCCCUUUGGUUGCUUCCAUCAGGAGGCAGCAGGGCUUCUUCCUAAUGAUGUUCAUGUUAUAGAUCUGAAAACUCAACCCUCCGCCUCUAGGAGUCCUCGACACUCCCUGCACCAGGAUUGGGUAGAGAUGAACAUCCUGCCAACCCUGGAGAGCCAGGAGCCUGUCAAUAACUCGGAGAGGAGGAAUAUGACAAUCAUCCUGAAGAGUGAUCGUCCUGUUUUAUGGAAAAUAAGAUCUGAUCAGGUUCUUGGGAACCUUACAAUUGCUGCAGGAAACAAUACUGUUGACUCCCUGUCUCUGAGCACCCAACAAAGACUGAAUAUCGAUAAGACUGAAAUCUCCGGAGACUUUGACGCGCUGAUGCGGCGUGUCACAGAUCUCUAUGGGUUACCUCUCUCCUACCUUCGAGUACACAGCGCUAACCUUCUCCAGAUACAGAUACCUCCGAGAUCUAGACGAGAGGUUUCAACAUUCUUGGAACGGGAUCGGAGUAAUCUGCUCCGGGAUAAGGAAACUCUUCCCGUUCAGUUUAGCAACGAUCAACAAUCUAAUAUUUCAGGUUUAUUAAUAUUAUUAUAUACCUGA
Eurytemora carolleeae is the source of this 1315-nucleotide messenger RNA. RefSeq lists its product as uncharacterized. The transcript is spliced from 9 exons. Lineage: Eukaryota; Metazoa; Arthropoda; Copepoda; Calanoida; Temoridae. The coding region runs from base 176 to 1315 and encodes 379 amino acids. The record is from RefSeq and is a predicted model, not a curated record.